Molecule: messenger RNA, 285 nt
Organism: Aureobasidium melanogenum CBS 110374
Lineage: Eukaryota; Fungi; Ascomycota; Dothideomycetes; Dothideales; Saccotheciaceae
Product: NADH dehydrogenase, alpha subcomplex, subunit 2
Exons: 4
Coding region: 1-285 (94 amino acids)
Source: RefSeq, a predicted model, not a curated record
AUGUCGCUCAAGCAAUCGUUCUCCAAGGCGCUCAAGGAGCUGCGCUUCCACCACUGCCAAACCUCAGAACACAGCGCCGCCGUCCGCUCGUUCCUUACCCAGCAAUACCCUGCCAUGAAGAAGGCCAACCCUCACACCCCCAUCUUGAUCCGCGAAGCCCUUGAAGUCGAGCCGAGAGUCUGGGCCAGAUACGACUUUGGCAAGGAGAAGAGCGCAAGCUUGAAGGGUCUCGACAACAAGGCUAUUGAGAGCAAGAUUGCUGAGCUGGUCCAACAAGCUCAAUAG